UCUUCUUUUCUCCUCAAAAGCGACCCAUUUCUUUCCGGGAAAGAACAAGGCCUCUCCGAUUACUACGAAGAGAGUAAAACAAUAAAAGAAAAACAAAACCAUGAAGACAGUUAUUGCCAGUAAUUUCAGACCCGCGUUUUUUCCGUGUCAACUCAAUAGAAACUCGGGUCAUUGCUUGUUCAGACCCUUCACUACUCACAUCUUCAGAAGAAGUUUAACCGCUAAAGUUCGCGCCUUUUCUACUGCCUUUGUUGAAACCAAGCCUACGGAACCUGUGGUGGAGACAGAAGGCAGUGGCGGUGACAACGGUUUAGCUUGUCCCAUUUGUUAUGACCCAUUAACCAGGCUCAGUGACUCCCCUUUAUACGUAGGAUCAACAGCUGGGUCUAGUUUGCAAUGUAACACUUGCAAAAAGACUUAUUUCGGUAACGAAACCCAUCUCGACCUCGUUGCCUCAAGUGGGUCCAAGCAGUAUGAUGAAUCCAUGCCACUAGUCACCGAAUUGUUCAGGACUCCAGUGGUAUCGUUUCUCUAUGAGAGGGGUUGGCGUCAAAGUGCUAUCUUUGGUGGCUUUCCAGGUCCAGAGAAAGAGUUUGAUAUGGCUAAGAAUUACCUAAAGCCAGUGCUAGGUGGAAACAUUGUUGAUGCUAGUUGUGGUAGCGGGUUGUUCUCCAGACUUUUUGCCAAGAGUGGAUUAUUUUCACUGGUUGUUGCUCUGGACUACUCAGAAAACAUGCUGCAACAAUGCUAUGAAUUCAUCGAGGAGGAGGAAAACUUCCCUAAAGAGAAAGUGACCUUGGUUAGAGCUGAUAUCUCUAGACUUCCCUUCAUGUCAAGUUCAGUCGAUGCUGUGCAUGCUGGUGCUGCUUUGCACUGUUGGCCUUCGCCAUCAACAGCUGUGGCUGAAAUAAGUCGAGUUCUUCGACCAGGAGGUGUUUUUGUUGCUACCACAUACAUACUUGAUGGGCCUUUUGCGUUUGUGCCAUUUUUGAGGACUUUCCGCCAGAAUAUAACGGGAAUAGCAGGCAGCCAUACCUUCCUCUCUGAACGUGAACUCGAAGAUCUCUGCCGAACUUGUGGACUAGUUGGUUUUACAUGUAUGAGAAAUGGACUUUUUGUGAUGAUCUCAGCUAGAAAACGCAGCUAAGCAUCCAUCUUACCA
Molecule: messenger RNA, 1162 nt
Organism: Durio zibethinus
Lineage: Eukaryota; Viridiplantae; Streptophyta; Magnoliopsida; Malvales; Malvaceae
Product: putative methyltransferase At1g78140, chloroplastic
Molecular function (GO): S-adenosylmethionine-dependent methyltransferase activity
Source: RefSeq, a predicted model, not a curated record